UCGUACCCAAAGAUCGACACCCAAAAGAUCAACGCCCAUAAAUCUCACCCUUGGGAUCAACACUCAUAAGACCACCACCCACAUGACCAAAUCCCAUAAGAUCAACACCCGGAAGACUAACAACCAUAAGAUCACCACCCUUAAGAUCAACAACCACAAGAUCAGCACCCAUAAGGCCCCAGUUUGAUCUUAUGUGCUCUUUUGGGUUACCCUCAAAAUCAUUUUUAGAACCCUGUUCCCAGCCUUGUCAACAAGAAAAUAACAAUUUCGACCAAAACCAACAACAACAACAAUUUAUGAUGGGAAAUAAUGGAUAUAAUGAAGGGGGUCAGCAAAGAAAGCGUAGGAGAGCUCGACGUAAAGUUAACAUUUUAACAAUGAGAAAAAGUUCAAAUAAUACACCUCAGACAGACCGAGAAUUGACUUUAUUUAAUUAUAUAAAUUUUUAA
This is a messenger RNA of Meloidogyne enterolobii, 449 nucleotides long. Lineage: Eukaryota; Metazoa; Nematoda; Chromadorea; Rhabditida; Meloidogynidae. The record is from the annotation of a GenBank genome assembly.